This is a messenger RNA of Girardinichthys multiradiatus, 2388 nucleotides long. Its product is annotated as matrix remodeling-associated protein 8-like. NCBI's taxonomy places the organism in Eukaryota, Metazoa, Chordata, Actinopteri, Cyprinodontiformes, Goodeidae. The transcript has 12 exons. Bases 176 to 1477 code for a protein of 433 amino acids. The record is from RefSeq and is a predicted model, not a curated record. Gene Ontology annotation, cellular component: membrane; cell surface. Gene Ontology annotation, biological process: establishment of glial blood-brain barrier; cell adhesion.
GCAUUUCCCGAAAGAAACCAGUUCCGUUCGGUCCUGUUUUGGUUAUGUUAUGCUGCUCCUCAUCAAUUAAUUACUCUGACAGAUGCUGUUGCUGUCAAAUUCAAAACAGGACGUCUUUCCCAAACGAACAUCAGACGGGUGAUCCCCAGGAUUUAACCUUGCAUUUAGGAGGAACAUGAACAUGAGGGAUGCUGUCUUUGUUCAGGCUCUUCUUUCCAUCUACAUCGCAGUGGUGUACUUCUUCGCGGCAGUGUCCUGUCAGUUUGACAGCAGCAGCAGUGUGGUGGUUGCCGGCUACAAUAUCAGUGGCCCUGCCGGGUCCAAGCUGGCACUGCAGUGCAUGAGCGGUCGCAUGGUGUGGACCAGGGACAGAGUGAGGGACAGACAGAGGGUGGUCCACUGGGAUGUUUAUCGGGACUCCCCAGACUACGCCAUAGAAAGAGUGGUGGACAUGUUCUCGGCCGGAGACCAAAGGCUCUACCACGCCCACAACCUGGGAAGGGUCAGCCUCAACCCUACAGCCUUCAAGGAUGGGAACUUCUCACUGGUCAUCCAAGAUGUGAAGUUGAAUGACAGAGGCCUGUACUCCUGUAACCUCCACCAUAUCUACUGCCACCUGCAUGAAACCUUCAGAAUUCAGCUCAAUGUGACCAAAUCAAGACGCAAACAGCAGCGCUUCUGGGACGGACAGAAAGUGGUGUACGUGGUGCUGCAGGGAACCACUGUGCUGUUGUCCUGCAUCAACAGACGGAGCGUCUGGACAGACUGGAGCAACGAGGAGGAGAACCAACAGGUUGUCCACUGGGACCGUCAGUCCCCGGGAGUCCAGCAUGAUCGUGCAGAUCGGCUAGUGGACCUGUAUGCCUCCGGGGAGCAGCGCAGCUACGGGCCUCUGUUCCUGCAGAGGAAGAUGAACAUCAGCAAUCAAGCCUUCUCAGACGGUGACUUCUCUCUAACAAUAACAGAUCUGCAGCCUACAGACCAGGGAACAUAUUCCUGUCACCUUCACCAUCAUUACUGCGGCCUACACGAAAGAAGAGAGUUUCGGGUCACCGUCGAAGCCCCUCUGAUUGAGAACACACAGCCGGUCAUAUCACUUCCCAAAGACAAAGACACCACCAAGGCUGAGGCGCCGCGAGUCAUCAACGUCAUCUUGCCUGACCAAAGACACCAUUUUCUCCUGCCGCUUGGCUACGUCCUCACCUCCUUCCUGCUUCUGGCGUUCAUUACUCUCAUCAUCAUCCUCAUCACAAGACGACGUAAAGCCAAAGAUUUGUUUCCUAAAGUAUCUGUUAGGUCCAGCAGAACUCCCAGUAGCUUAGAUGAGUACGAGAUCGACCUCGGUGAGGUUAACAUAAGCAGUCAGGAGGAGAAAGGCUUUGAAUACAAAAACAACCUGCUGAAAGAAAACGCCCUGAUGAAGGCUCAGCCAAAAGUCAUUGAUCUUGACAAAGAGAUCCAGAAGUUUUCCAAGUAAGAAAACGAGAUAGAAGCUAAAUCUGAGUCACUGGCGGGUCCAGAAGCUGUGUUUUCUCCAGACAAAACACAUCCACGUUACCUUCUGUGGUAGCGAGAGAGGAAACCAGGGUGGAUUUUUUAUUUUUUAUUUUGCCAGUAUUAGAACAUUGUUGCUAUAAAAUUGCCAGUUUGCCACAAAAAGACCAUCUUUUCAAUUGUACUCAGUUACGGUAGAGACAGGAAGUGUCAUGCACAUCACAAAUCAGACCCUAAAUGCUUCGCAAAGAAAACAUGUAAAUAAGCUAAAUGGUAAAUGGGAUUUAGAUUAAUCUGAGAAUUGAGAGUAAUCUGGUUAAAAGCUGUUUUUGUUUUUUUAUUUUUUCCUUUGUUCUUAACUUUAGUAAUCCUAUGUUGAGUGGACAGAAGCUCAUCUACAAUGUCGCAAAUGUAAACUGCCCAAUGAAGCAGUUUUUUUAAAUAGUCAGAAUGACUUUUGUCAAGUUCUUUUUUUAAAGAUUAAAAGAUAAAGUCAGUUUUAACCUUAACCCUGCUGCUUUGCUACUAACUCUUCAAAUAUCAAACACAAAUGGAGUCAUUCAGGAAUGCAAUGACAAGGGAAACAUUUGAACAGAGCUUUCUUUUUUCUAACAGCAGAGUCUUCAUUUUCUUAGGUUGUUGAAUGUUUAUUCUUGUAUCGUGGCAUCUAUGGCUUUAGGAAUUCCAGUGUUGUGCUUUAGGUGUUUUACUUAUAGUCAUUAUAGAUGUCAAAAAGCUGCACUUAACUUUUGCUGUGUAGAGUUUUAGUCCACACUUUCCAUAGUCAUGAGCUCCCCCUAGUGUGGUAACAAGAGUACUAUUCAGCUUUUUCUUUGUUCAGCCAUUUGUGUGGCUGCACCUUAAUGUGAUACAAUAAAGAAAUAAAUGUGCACA